AUGCCGUCAUCAGGACACCGGCUCCGAGAUGUCGAACACCAUCCUCUCCUGAUCGAAAAUGACAAUUACGACUCUUCAUCCUCCUCUUCCUCUGAGGCUGACUCGGCAGACAGGGUGUGGUUCAUCCAUGACGGCUGUGGCAUGAUCUGCGCUGUCAUGACGUGGCUUCUGGUCGUCUAUGCAGACUUUGUGGUGACAUUUGUCAUGCUGCUGCCUUCCAAAGACUUCUGGUACUCCGUGGUCAACGGAGUCAUUUUUAACUGCUUAGCGGUGCUUGCCCUGUCAUCUCACCUGAGAACCAUGCUCACCGACCCUGGAGCAGUACCCAGAGGAAACGCUACUAAAGAAUACAUGGAGAGUUUGCAGCUAAAGCCUGGAGAAGUGAUCUACAAGUGCCCCAAGUGCUGCUGUAUCAAGCCCGAGCGCGCCCACCACUGCAGUAUUUGCAAAAGGUGUAUCCGGAAAAUGGACCAUCACUGCCCGUGGGUGAACAAUUGUGUAGGAGAAAAGAAUCAGAGAUUUUUUGUGCUCUUUACUAUGUACAUAGCUCUGUCUUCAGUGCACGCUCUGAUUCUCUGUGGGCUCCAGUUCAUUUCCUGCGUCCGGGGGCAGUGGACAGAAUGCAGUGAUUUUUCACCUCCGAUCACUGUAAUCCUGUUGAUCUUCCUGUGCCUUGAGGGUCUCCUGUUUUUCACUUUCACUGCAGUUAUGUUCGGCACCCAGAUCCACUCAAUAUGCAACGAUGAAACGGAGAUCGAGAGACUGAAAAGCGAGGAGCCGACCUGGGAGCGGCGGCUGCGAUGGGAGGGGAUGAAGUCUGUCUUUGGGGGGCCGCCUUCCCUCCUCUGGAUAAAUCCCUUCGUCGGCUUCCGAUUUAGGCGACUGCAAAUGAGACCCAGAAAAGGAGGCCCGGAGUUCUCCGUUUGA
This is a messenger RNA of Pipistrellus nathusii (Nathusius's pipistrelle), 927 nucleotides long. Lineage: Eukaryota; Metazoa; Chordata; Mammalia; Chiroptera; Vespertilionidae. The record is from the annotation of a GenBank genome assembly.